UACUUUCGUACCAUGAAAAGGAAACGUGAAAUCGGAGACAUCUUGGUUCUGUGACGGGAGAUAUCUGCCACUCUCAAAAUAUUUCAAGUUUCCCGUGAAAGGAAACACGUUCAUUUGGAGUAGUAUAUGUCAACACGCCGUUAUGUGUUUUUCGUCGUCGGAGUAGAUGCCACAUUGACUCCGGAUAAUAAUGGCGACUUGAUUUCCGUUUGAUCUGCCAGCGAUGUGCAGUGUAAACACAGCUCCCAAAUGUCAUGAACACAAGUAAGAAUGGACGGGUGGGUUUCAGUCGUAGCACCAGAUAAUGAUCGAUCUAGCUCCGAGGGCGAAUACAUUGCCGAACCCUGUCCCGAACAUGAAACCAAGGAGGCGGAGAACGGAACGCAGCGGAGGACUGUGGAGAGGAUGGAGGACGGGGGCACGAAUGUCGAAUUUGGGGAGGGCAAAGUGGUGUUAGGACGAGUCGGACAGAGGGACGACAAAGAACUUCGGUACUUGCACUUGUUAUGGGAACCGGGGCGAGCAGAGGCUGGAGCCGGCGGUGUGACAGGCAAGCUGGGGAAGAUGACCGGGAGCAGGGCCAGGCGGUUCCACCGAGCCACACGGACUCCUAUUGGUAAAGAUAUCUAUGCUGUAAAGAGACUGAGGGAAGCAGCAAACAGCAAUGACAUCGACACAGUCCGGAAGCUCCUGCAGGAUGACAUCGACCCCUGUGCCGCAGAUGACAAGGGAAGGACAGCCUUACAUUUUUCUUCCUGCAAUGGCAACGAGAGCAUCGUGCAGUUACUGCUGAGCUACGGUGCAGACCCCAACCAGCGUGACAGUCUGGGAAACACCCCACUCCAUUUGGCGGCCUGUACAAACCACGUGCCUGUCAUCACCACAUUGCUGAGAGGAGGGUCACGUGUGGAUGCCCUUGACCGAGCAGGUCGGACCCCUCUACAUCUCGCACGCUCCAAACUUAACAUUCUGCAAGAAGGAGAUUCCCGAAGCUUAGAAACCCUGAGAGGAGAAGUGACACAGAUUAUUCAAAUGCUGAGGGAAUAUCUGAAUUUAAUGGGCCAAAGUGAAGCUAAAGAGAGACUGGAGCACAUUUCGACCCAGCUGCAACACACACAAACCAAAGAGCAAGUGGAUGAGGUGACUGAUUUACUGGCCAGCUUUACUUCACUCAGUCUACAGAAACAGAAUUUGGGAGACAGGUAGAGGAUUAAAAAGCAGAUUUCCUGCUGCGUUUUAAAGCAAGCCUCGGCUCCUCUAUCCUGAAUACAACUCAUUUUAAUCUGGACUCCAAUCCCAAAUGCACUACUAUUGUAGCGCGUGUCAUUCACAAAUCCUACAAUUAUGGACAUUUCUCUUGUCACAACGAUUUACUGGAUCCCAGCACAGAAAUGUAAUGAUCAUACAAAUGAGCAAAGUAUAAAAAUGAGAGUUUUAAGUGAAUGAUGUUUGUAAAAAUCAAGAAGAAGGCACAACUGCUGUUGUGUUAUGUUUUCUGUUUGAACAGUCUGAAAGUUGUCUGUGAAGUGCUGGUUAUAUUCUUGUAGUUAGGUCUUUGUGAAACAAUCCCUAUUCAGGGCAUAUUUUGCCCCAAACAACAGUGAUGGCAUUUGGUUUAAUUCGCUUCUCCAUUUGUCUCUCGUUAGUGGACCAAAGCUUUCCUCCUGUCAUUUUUGUUUCCUCUGUUGUAUCCUCAAUUUGUCUGUUUUCAGACUAAAAUCUUGAAAAAUUUAUUUAGAGGGUGCAUCACAAAGCUACCUCCAUUGUGCCAAAAAAGGUAACAGUAAUUACUUGAUCUUUCUGGGCUUCUGACUGUUCAGCAGCAGAAAGGCUGUGGCAGAAGGUGGCAUUCCCCAGUAGUAUACAAUAUAAAAUGCUUUUGAGGUGUAUUUGAAUGUGUGGUUCUGAGUUCCAGGUAGUUAAUUUCAAGGGAAUUUUGUAUUUACUUUCUGCUAAUGCCAGUGGACAUUGAAUGCAGCACACACAACAGACUGGAAAGUAGUAUCCAGAUUCAGCCCAGAAGACUGGUGUGAUGUGCUGUGUCUGUCUCCCUGCCUUUGUUUUAUCAUUACACAUAUUAUUUUAUCUAACUAUGUGAGCAGCCAGUUUUAAUGUUUUACUUUUGUUUGUUUUUUCAUCACAGGAAACUUUGAAUAGCAUACCUUAUUGCAUGUUAAUGUUUAACUGUUGUGUAAAAACAUGGUCAAAAAGCUAUGUCUGAUUCAAUAAAUGCUUAUCUAU
This is a messenger RNA of Dunckerocampus dactyliophorus (ringed pipefish), 2241 nucleotides long. RefSeq names its product ankyrin repeat domain 54 (gene ankrd54). Gene Ontology annotation, molecular function: protein binding. NCBI's taxonomy places the organism in Eukaryota, Metazoa, Chordata, Actinopteri, Syngnathiformes, Syngnathidae. The transcript is spliced from 8 exons. Bases 271 to 1206 code for a protein of 311 amino acids. The record is from RefSeq and is a predicted model, not a curated record.